AAACCAAGGGAAGUUUGACACAAGAAAACAGCAACACACAACUUGUGUGCCCUUUCUUUUGCAACAGUUAGGUUUCAGAUCAGAGAUAUGUUGACUUUAGGUGCUGUUAGACACAGACAACACAUUGAAGCUGCUGCUGACGUAAUGGAAACAGUAACUGUGGAGGUAUAGGAAGCCUAAUUUUGACUUCUUCGGUAUUUGCAUGCCGACCACAGAGCAACAACUGCUCAACACUGCAUUAGAGUAAAAGAUUUUCAGAUGGAGCUCACGAGAAUGGAUGUCAUCUUCAAGGAGGGGAUGUUGUACCUUCAGGCUGUCAAGUUUGGAAAAAGAACGUGGCGGAAAAUAUGGUCGGUGCUUUUUAAAGCCAGCUCCACAGGGGUUGGUCGGCUGGAGCUCCACGCUGUAGCUGACAGCAGCUCUGUCACUGACCAGAAGAAGGCUGGUCGGCAGAAAACAGCAGAGAGAAAAGUUGUGCGUCUGAGCGACUGCCUCAGUGUCACCGAUGCGCCGAAGGAGUCCUGCCCCGCUGGGUGCUCGGCCUUUUACCUCACGACCACACAGUGCACCUACACUUUAGCCUCCACCACCAGCCAGGACUGGCUGAGCGCCCUCUGUCUCCUGGCCUUCCAGAGGGAUCCUGGAGGACCAGACAAAGGGGAUUUCGAGGGAGGAAACGGUCUGACCAUGGAAGACAAUGACCUUUACUCAUCCUGGAAAAGAGAUCUGACUCUUCCUCCCAACCACUACAAAGUGACUGUCCAGAGCACAGAGGCGUCCAAGCGGUGCCGGUUAUCUGGGGAGUACCUGGUGUCUCCAGACAGAGAGGCUGUGAUUCUGCUGGACGUCAGCAGUGGUCAUAUCAUCUACCGCUGGCCGUACAGGCUCCUGCGCAAGUUUGGACAGGUUGAGGGAGGAUUCAGCAUUGAGGCGGGCCGCCGCUGUGACUCAGGACAAGGAGUGUUCACCUUCCUGACCCAGUACGGUCCACAGAUCUUCCAGUCUAUAUCCCAGCAGUGUGCCAUGGAGAAGCAGUCGUGGGUCCAACCUCUCAGUGUCCACAGAAGAUCACUUUCUGACGUGUCUCUUGCCUCCCAACCUCCGCCUCCUCCUCCGCCUCCUCCUCCUCCUCCUCUCCCUCUCUGCCAUCCUGCAGAUGUUUCUGCUGACACAGAGGACGAGCCUGACAGCCACUACUCCACCAUUAAUAACGCUCACGUAGAGAAUGUAAAACAGCUUGCAAAACCAAGCAGCAGGGAGGCUGUGGGAGAGGAGGACAAGGAAGAACGGUGUCGCUCCCUGGAUUCGCUAAACCUGGAUAACACCGUGGAGGAGAGCAUUUAUUACAACCUGAGGAGAGCCACGCCUCCUCUGGUUCGAAAAGCUGAAGGAUACGAUCCAGAGUGCAUCUACUCGGAUGUGAGAAAACCUCCUUCAAAUCUCCAGCCUCAGCCUCCCUCCUCUCCCAUAACUGCCUACUCCCUCGCCAAAUCCUCUCCCUAUGCCCCACCCAAGCCCCGCAGCCAGCAUCUCCCCCCUGUGAGUAACUACACCCAGACAGGCUGCGGUACACAGGAGGUGGAUGACAUGAAGGAGACGGAGGAGGCCAUCAGCUCCUCUGCCCACGUUGCCCCCACAGAGGCCCCCGGCAGUUUUAAACACAGGCUGGCAGAAAUCAUUUCUAAGGACCUGGCAAAGUUCCAGCCACCUCUUCCCUACGGAGCAACCAGCCCCACAUUUUCUCAGUAGGCUAUUAGUUAACAGACAGACUAGAAGGAGCAAUUUUAAUCAUGAUAAAUCGUCAUAAAGCUUAAUUAGUUCCUUUACUUCUAUAAAACCCCUUCCACUGGGAACACGCAGUUAGGCACUUUGGCUGGCAGAUGUUUGUAUGUUUUUCUAGUAGCUUGUUGUAUGAAAAAUGCAUCUGGAAUGAUUUUUUAUUUGUUUUUCCCCCGUGUGGAUUGUAAUUGCAAAAAAAAAAGAAGAUUUAUUUUGUUUUGUUUGUAUCAGAUGUGCUACAAUAUCUUAAAUGUGAUGCUGGCUGAUAAGCUGGACGAACAUGCAA
Messenger RNA from Stegastes partitus (bicolor damselfish), 2065 nucleotides. RefSeq names its product docking protein 3 (gene dok3). Gene Ontology annotation, cellular component: cytoplasm. NCBI's taxonomy places the organism in Eukaryota, Metazoa, Chordata, Actinopteri, Pomacentridae. The transcript has 5 exons. The coding region runs from base 259 to 1749 and encodes 496 amino acids. The record is from RefSeq and is a predicted model, not a curated record. Gene Ontology annotation, biological process: positive regulation of MAPK cascade; cell surface receptor protein tyrosine kinase signaling pathway; Ras protein signal transduction.